GCCAACACUAAAAUAUAGAGCUCCUCGAACCAAAAAAACAGAGCUCUCAAAAUCUCACCAAACUAGUAUUUCCAAAAACUCGCUAAAAUCUUUUUUGUAUAGUAGUAUUUUCAACAUUAAUUUUUUUGCUUUACUAAAAAAUUAGUCGACAUGACUUCCUUUGUUCGCCGUUUAACGGUCGGUUCAACGAUACCCCACGUUCCGGUUCAUCAUCAGAAGUUUAAACCAACGAUUGAGAUUCCUGCCUUCCCUCUGUUGCCUCACAAUAACCAACGGCCGUUAGGAAUCGCUCUGAGAUCGAGAAAGUAUUGGAGAGUGGAGGCAGUGGGGCCGGUUGGAAGAUCGGAGGGCGGAGAUGGCACGAAGAAGGCAGGAGGGGGACCAGGACCAGGCCCAUGCUCAUAUUCAUUGGGGGACCGGACGACCGAGGUAGAGAGGAGAGAGAGAAAUCGGACGGUGGAGGUGGUGGUUGCAGCGGGGGUGACGGUGGUAUUGGGAGUAGGGAAUCGGGUGCUGUAUAAGCUGGCUUUGGUUCCUCUCAAGCAUUACCCUUUCUUUCUGGCUCAGCUCGCCACAUUCGGGUAUGUGCUUGUAUACUUUUCUGUAUUGUAUCUCCGGUAUCAUGCUGGCAUAGUUACAGAUGAGAUGCUUUCCAUGCCAAAAGCUCCAUUUCUUGCUGUCGGCCUUUUGGAGGCUCUUGGUGCUGCAACUGGAAUGGCAGCUGGAGCAAUUCUAUCUGGGGCUUCUAUUCCAAUUUUAUCUCAGACAUUUCUUGUGUGGCAAAUUCUCCUAUCCAUUAUCUUUCUUGGAAGGAGAUAUAGAAUAAACCAACUACUUGGAUGCUUUCUUGUGGCUGUUGGUGUAAUUAUAUCCGUAGCAAGUGGAUCCAGCAGUGGUCAUUCACUGAAGGAAGCUGGCAUGUUUUGGAGUUUAUUGAUGAUAGUUUCCUUUUUAUUUCAAGCGGCUGAUACUGUUCUGAAGGAAGUGAUCUUUUUGGAUGCUGCACAGCGAUUAAAAGGUGGUUCAAUAGAUCUAUUUGUUGUAAAUUCCUAUGGAUCUGCAUUUCAAGCAUUGUUCAUUUGCCUGCUUCUACCCUUUUUAUCAAAACUUUGGGGCAUCCCAUUUAGCCAGCUUCCAAACUAUCUUAAAGAUGGUGCAGCUUGCUUCUUGAACAUUGGUGGCACUUUAUCAAGCAGAUGUGAUGGUGCACCACUACUGCCCUUGCUGUUUGUUAUUGUGAACAUGGGUUUUAACAUAUCUUUGCUACAUCUUCUCAAGAUUUCUUCUGCUGUGGUUUCUUCACUUGCAUCCACUUUUUCGGUGCCUAUUUCAGUCUAUGUGUUCACGUUGCCGCUGCCGUAUCUCGGUGUUGCAUCAUCGCUUCCAACUGGUUUUGUAGCAGGAGCAAUCAUCCUUGUUACAGGGUUGCUUAUUUAUGCUUGGACACCAUCUGGUUCAACCGCGGCCCUGCCCUCACCCUCCAACUAGAAUGUGAUAAUCCAUAGUUAUCACCAAUUGGCAUUUAUUGAAGAGCAAAAUAAAAUCAAUAACAUCAUAUCAUAUCAAGUAAAGCCAGAGCAAAGCCUGACCCUCCAAAUGUCUGAAUUACGGGAAGAUGAGAUGUUGCAUUUGUAUUUGUAGGCUCCUUUGUUGUAAAAUGUUUGGUGUGUGUGCAUACUUGUAUGCAAGUUGAGUUGAAAAUUAAAAAAAGAAAAAGAAAAAGAAAUUUACAACAAAAUUCUAGAAUGCUUAUAAUGCGAUCCCAUUAGGAUUGUCUUUGUUUGUUUGUUUAUUUGUUUUUCUCAUUUUUCUUAAUGUUAACGACAUUUUAAAUAUUUAUAUAUAUAUAAAAAAAGAAAA
Molecule: messenger RNA, 1860 nt
Organism: Gossypium raimondii (Peruvian cotton)
Lineage: Eukaryota; Viridiplantae; Streptophyta; Magnoliopsida; Malvales; Malvaceae
Product: protein CLT1, chloroplastic
Exons: 10
Coding region: 151-1488 (445 amino acids)
Source: RefSeq, a predicted model, not a curated record